Messenger RNA from Etheostoma spectabile (orangethroat darter), 2372 nucleotides. It is a transcript of the gene dixdc1a, whose product is annotated as DIX domain containing 1a. Lineage: Eukaryota; Metazoa; Chordata; Actinopteri; Perciformes; Percidae. Gene Ontology annotation, cellular component: cytosol. The record is from RefSeq and is a predicted model, not a curated record. Gene Ontology annotation, biological process: canonical Wnt signaling pathway.
GAGCCAUAUCUGACAUCCUCGCUCACUGAAAGAAGGAAGGACUGAUACAAAGCCAGUGCGUCCGAGCAGGAGAGAAAGAGGGGAAGGAGGGAGGGAGGGCAGAGGGAAUAAAUGCAAAAAGACCGGCAGAGAAAAAAGGGUGAAAAAGAUGCACAAAAGCUGCAUCAGUUCUCGUCCGCAAGGAACAAAAAACAUUGUGUGUUCGUGAAUGGGAGCUGGUGAGCUCAAGCACAAGGCGAGUGCAAUGAGAAACCAGGCAGACUUUACUCUUUGGUGUUGCUGAGCACCAAUCCUCUCUCCCUCUAUCUGUCACUCCCUGCCAGCUAGGACUGAGCCUCGUGUGCAAAGUGGAGACGCCUGCUGCUUUCAGGGCUGCUCCCUUCCCUGCUAUCUCUGGCUGUGUUUGGGCUAUGGUCCUGACUGAGAAGCAGAGCAUUGCCCAGAUGCGGGGCUUUGACUGAAUGGGGGGUUAAGCCUGUAAACACCAGCAUGGGAGCCAAACAGAUGAAAUGCCUCAGCUCAGCCAGCCCUGCUCACUCCCCGAAAGAGGAGUAUGUUAUCACCCAGUCCACUGACACCCCGAAAGAAGAAACACUGUAUGAUCAGUCUGAGGACCAGGGGGAACUUCAGGAUGACAAAUCUGAGCUGACAGAGAAGAAAUCUGUCAUAGAAGAUGUGUCUCUGUGUGGAUUGUGUCCCUCCCUCGGGCACGAUGUGCAGGAAGAAGAGAAGUCCUGGGAAGAGCAGCUGGACGCCCACCAAGAGCAGCUGGAGAAGGAGAUGCAGGAUGCCAGGAGGAUGGUGUUCCGCCUACAGGGGUUGCUGCUCCAUGGCUGUCUCCAGGAGGACAGGAUGGUCUGUGAGUUCGGAGAUAACCGCGUGGCUAACGCGAACAGCAGCUGGACGGUUCUAAUCCGCAGUCGUCUGGACCAAAGCAUGGAGGAAGCCCUUGAUCUUAAGAGGGAACUCCUGAGAAACAAACAGGAGGCACGCCACCUUCAGGCCAUCAGGGAUGCUCUGCAGCAGCGCCUGGCAGUGCAGGAGGAUGCGGUGCUGCAGCUAAAACAGGAACUACUGAGGUGCAACAUGGCCAAAGAUCAGCUGGAAGGGGAAAAUGCAGAGUUUAGUCGCAAGUUGAGUGAACGGAACAAAUUACUUAGUGAAUAUGAGCAGCAGCUCGGGAGGAAGGAAAGAAUACUGCAGCAGCAGCAGCAAAAGCUUGAUGAAGCUCAACAUAAAGCACAUGAAGUCGGCCUUGGACGGUCAUUCAGGAUUGAAAGCGGUGGGUACAAUAACUCAGUGGCUUUGACAUCUCCUGCAGUAUUCCAGCACACUGCACCUGGAGAAGAGCUGCAGCUGGUCAGGGAGGCGCUGCGUAGUUUGAGGGACAGCUUUUCUGGCCAUGACCCCCAACAUCACACCUUGGACACCCUGGAGCAGGGCAUGUCCAGUCUCAUGGACCGACUACACACUUUGGACAGCCAGCGCAGACAGGACAGAGGGGAGGAAUUUAAAUCACCGGGACGCAGAGCUAACUCGACAGACCGUGACUCCUGGCCGCAGAGCUCAAAAAUAGCGCACUCACACAGCAGCCCCGGACUGGACACCACCGUCUCCACUAAAGUGCUCUACUUCACUGAUCGCUCGCUCACACCGUUUCUGAUUAACAUACCAAAAAGGCUGGGUGAGGUGACACUGCGAGACUUCAAGGCCGCUGUGGACAGACAAGGGAGUUUCAGAUACCACUUCAAGGCCCUCGAUCCAGAGUUUGGCACAGUGAAAGAGGAGGUAUUCCAGGAUGGAGCAGUCGUGCCUGGCUGGGAAGGGAAGAUUGUAGCGUGGGUGGAGGAGGACCACGGAGAGAGGAGGUAGAGCUCAAAGUCCCAAUAUCACCACUACAAACCUCAGUUGUCCCCACUGGACCAUGAAUUCACUGAAAAUACUUGUGAUGCCAUAAUAGAGAAGUUAUAAUACAGUUAACUGGGACCAAUGGGUAUAACACCAUUUCGAUACAAAACCAUGUUUUCAAAGUGAAUGUUUCAUAUAAAGAAUUUGACUUGUCAUUUGGGUACCACUUUUGUUAAAGGAAUGGAUAUUAUACAUUGUUUGCAGCUCAUAAAUUAAUGAAUAUGUGAGACUAGCAGUUAAUGGUCAGUAUUAUGAUACUUGAAAUAUGAAAUAUGAAAGCAAGUUAAUGUGAUUUCCAAUAAAUAAAACAUAAUAAGCUGUGCUCUAAAAAGCUGUAAUCAGUGCAUAGUAUGCAAACCUUAAAAUAAAUGUUUACUGACAUUGUUCACAUGUUCCAGAUUGCCAAAUACAUGUUGUUGUUCUGCAUCAAUUUUAAUGUUUUAAUAAAUAUGAAUUAUUGCAUG